This is a messenger RNA of Salvelinus sp. IW2-2015, 486 nucleotides long. The record is from RefSeq and is a predicted model, not a curated record. Lineage: Eukaryota; Metazoa; Chordata; Actinopteri; Salmoniformes; Salmonidae.
UAGAUGCCAACUGCCGUUAAACCUCGUCGAAGAAGAACAAGAAGUUUAGCCUUUUCCGGGGUCGUGCUGAAUUUACCUCAUGGUUCAAUAGAACUGUGAAAACGUUUUUAUUUAUCCCGUUUGAACAACGAUUAAAUGGCAGAAACUGCUCAGGAAAAGAGCCGUGGACUGAAGUUUGCAGGGCAACAGCUACUGUGUCAUGGCUGGGAACAAGGUAAAGGUCUUGGUCGGCAGGAGAAUGGUAUAUGUGAGGCUAUCAUAGUGAAUGUGGCAAGGGAGGGAUGGGACAUUGUCAAGGGGAGCAGUUCACCUUCCAUUGGUGGGAUCAUGUCUUCAACAAAGCAUCUUCUAGCCUGGAAGUGGAAUCUGAAUGGUGUGCAGGUGAAGAAGUUGGUUGAGGAGGAAGGAAUGAUCUCCAACAAGCAGCCAACGAAAGCUGGGAAGAGAAACUGGUGGAGUGUCCGUGCUCUUUCCAUGACAGACUGA